This is a messenger RNA of Triticum aestivum (bread wheat), 1612 nucleotides long. RefSeq names its product embryonic protein DC-8. Gene Ontology annotation, cellular component: cytosol. Gene Ontology annotation, biological process: cold acclimation. The record is from RefSeq and is a predicted model, not a curated record. The transcript is spliced from 2 exons. Lineage: Eukaryota; Viridiplantae; Streptophyta; Magnoliopsida; Poales; Poaceae. The coding region runs from base 100 to 1461 and encodes 453 amino acids.
CACUCCUACUGAUUCCAUCGCAGUCCUCCAUUCAGAGCACGCAAAGCACACAAGCAGCUGACCACACUAGGUUCUAGCUCGGGACAAUCACUCCAAUCAAUGGCGUUGUCGAAGAGGCUCGCGGCGACGGCGCUGCUGGUGCUGCUCGCGUUGGCGGCGUCCGCGUCGGCCAAGACGACGCGGGAAGCCGCUGAGGCGGCCACGGCCAAGACGACGCCGGGCGGCGCGGAGACGGCGCCGGGCAAGGAGGAAGAGUCCUGGACGGGGUGGGCCAAGGACAAGAUCUCCGAGGGCCUCGGCCUGGACAAGAUCUCCGAGGGGCUCGGGCUCAAGCACCACGCCGACGAGGAGGAGGCCGCGCGCAAGGCCGGCCAGACCGUCAAGUCCGCCCGCGAGACCGUCCAGCACACCGCCUCCGAGACGGGGAGGCAGGCGAGCGGCAAGGCUUCGGACGCCAAGGAGGCGGCGGAGCAGGCGGCGACCGGGGCCGCCAACAAGGCGGGGCAGGCCAAGGACAAGGCGGCGGAGACGGUGAAGGGCACGGCCGGCGAGGCGUCCAAGAAGACGGAGCAGGCUAAGCACAAGACCAAGGAGGCCGCGGAGGCGGCCGCCAAGACCGGCGCCGAGACGCACGAGCGGUCGAAGCAGGGCAAGGCUAAGGUUGAGGAGGCGGCCAAGGAAAAGGCUGGACAGGGGUACGAGACGCUGAAGCAAACCAAGGACGCGGCCGCCGAGAAGGCCGGCGCCGCCAAGGACACGGCUGCGGAGAAGGCCGCAGCAGCCAAGGACGCCGCCGCGGAGAAAGCCGGCGGCGCCACGCAGACGGCCGCGGAGAAGGCUGCAGCAGCCAAGGACGCCGCCGCCGGCGCCACGCAGACGGCAGCGGCAGCCAAGGACGCCGCCGCCGGCGCCACGCAGACGGCAGCGGCAGCCAAGGACGCCGCCGCGGAGAAGGCCGGGGCCGCCAAGCAGACAGCCGCGGAGAAGGCAGCGGCAGCGAAGGACGCCGCCGCAGAGAAGGCCCGCGCCACGAAGGAUGCGGCCUGGGAGAAGACGGAGUCUGCCAAGGACGCCACAUGGCAGGCGCAGGAGAAGCUGAAGCAAUACAACGACGUCGCGUCGGAGAAGGCCGCGAACGUCAAGGACGCCGCUGCGGAGAAGGCCCCGGCCGCCAAGGACGCCGCGUGGAAGAACGCCGAGGCGGCCAAGGGAACGGUCGGGGAGAAGGCAGGGGCGGCCAAGGACGCCACGUUGGAGAAGACGGCGUCGGCCAAGGACGCCGCAUGGGAGACGGCGGAGGCGGCCAAGGACACGGCCUGGGAGACGGCGGAGGCGGCCAAGGAUAAGGCCAACCAGGGGUACGAGAAGGUGAAGGAGAAGGUUGGGGAGGUGAAGGACAAGGUCACCGGCGCGGCAGCCGACGGCAAGGCGAAGAAGCACCGCAAGGACGACGAGCUGUGAAUGAGCACCAUCGUUCCGCAUUUCUUGCAAUAGCUUUACAUGAAUGUUUUCAGUGUUCACGCUAGUUUUUUUUUCUGCUGUUCCUUCUUGUACAAUAAUGUGAGACCAUCUGUAGAGAACCCUGCACGAUCAGACGAGUUUCUUUUGAAAA